This is a messenger RNA of Rotaria sp. Silwood1, 1140 nucleotides long. Lineage: Eukaryota; Metazoa; Rotifera; Eurotatoria; Philodinida; Philodinidae. The record is from the annotation of a GenBank genome assembly.
AUGAACGAUCAACCAACAGAUUAUUCGUCGAUUGAUGCAUUUCAUGUUGGACGUCGUCGAAAACCAAAUUUUACUGAUCAUGAAGUAAUUAAUAUUAUUGAUCAAUAUGAUGUAUAUAAAGAAUUAUUACAUUCACGUGAAGCAUCAAAAAGUGUUAUAGCACAAAAACAAGCUAUAUGGAAACAAAUAACAGAUACACUUAAUGCAACAUAUCCACAAGUUGAACGAACUGUUGAAGAUGUACGACGUAAAUGGAAAAAAUUACAAAGUGAAGCUAAACGUGAAGUAGCUGCAUAUCGUGCAGCACAAUCAGCUGGUUCAACAGCACCUGUAUCAAAUAAACAAAUGAGUUUAUAUAAUAGAAUAUUAUCUAUAUGUCGUGCUCCAAUAUCAUCAUCAUCACCACAUUUUGUUCAUCAUGCAGCUGUUGCUGCAGUUAUACAUCAUCAACAACAAGCUUUACAAUUACAAUCAAAUAUAAACAAUGGAAAUAAUAAUCAUCAUCAUCAUCAUCAUGAAACAACAUUUAAUGAACGGUCAUCAGAUAAAGCAGAUUCUCCAUCAUCAGAUCUUGCAAAUGGUAUUAAUGGACAAUUAGAUUCUGCAGGUGAUGAAAGUGCUAGUCUACUUGGUAAUGAUGAUAAUUCACCAAGUCCAGCAACAAGUCUUCAACCAACAUCACUUUCAUCAUUUCUUACACCACAACAAAUACAUAUAACAUCAAAAAUGACAAGUAAUGGACAAAUAUCUAAACGAACAUUAGAUAAACAACGUAAAUAUUUAAAAUUAUCACAAAAUCAUCAAUUUAUUAAUUCAAUAAAAUCUUAUGGACAACAACAAAAUUCACUUCGUUUUGAAUCAUUAAUUAAACGUAAACGUACACUUGAAUUAGCAAGUCAACGACUUAUUUAUGAUAAAGAACGUUUAUUACUUGAAAGAAAAAAUCUUGAUGUUAAAUUAGCAGCUAAUGAAUGUGAAAAUGAACGUAUUACAAUUGAAAAACGUCGUACUGAAUUAGCUAUUCAAAAAUUUCAAUGUGAAUUACCAAUAACAACAAAUGGUAUAAAUAAUCAUCUAUCUGAUCAAGAUGAUCAUGAUGAUCAUAAUAGUCUUGACGAUAUGAGUGAUAUUAACGAAUAG